Striga hermonthica is the source of this 645-nucleotide messenger RNA. The record is from the annotation of a GenBank genome assembly. NCBI's taxonomy places the organism in Eukaryota, Viridiplantae, Streptophyta, Magnoliopsida, Lamiales, Orobanchaceae.
AUGUUUCGCAACAACAUAACUGGAGUUCCUAUCUUCAAAUGCAACUCAUGUGAUUAUUUGUUCAAGCUUCUUCUAAUCGGCGACUCCUCUGUCGGCAAGUCUUGCCUUCUUCUCAGAUUUGCCGAUGAUUCAUAUGUGGACAGUUACAUUAGCACCAUUGGUGUUGAUUUUAAAAUUAGGACAGUUGAGAUAGAUGGGAAGACAAGCAAGUUGCAAAUUUGGGAUACCGCUGGCCAGGAGCGAUUCCGGACUAUCACUAGCAGUUAUUAUCGAGGAGCUCAUGGGAUCAUUAUUGUGUACGAUGUUACUGAGAUGGAGAGCUUCAACAAUGUUAAGCAGUGGCUGAAUGAGAUAGAUAGAUAUGCUAAUGACAGUGUUUGCAAGCUUUUGGUUGGGAACAAAUGUGAUUUAGUUGAAAGCAAAGUUGUGGACACUCAAACAGCAAAGGCGUUUGCGGAUGAGCUUGGGAUUCCUUUCCUGGAGACUAGCGCAAAAGACUCUAUCAACGUGGAGCAGGCUUUCUUGACUAUGGCCGGCGAGAUUAAGAAGAAGAUGGGUAACCAGCCGAGUGGAAACAAGAAAUCGGCCAGCACUGUGCAGAUUAAGGGGCAGCCGAUUGAGCAGAAGAGCAACUGCUGUGGUUAA